AACCGUCUGCGCCGCGAUGCGGAAGAGUCCUUCCCGGCAGAAGAAGCAAGUGUGAAGUCGGAGUUUCGUGCUGGUGAUCCCGAGAGUUCCCCAGGACUCUUUCCCAGGGAAGAAGGUCCACCCCCCUGGACUCUUUUGGUGAAAUUCAAAGAGGAAAAAAAAAGUGAAUGUUUCCGAGAAGUGCAGUGAAAAGCGGAGACCAAGCAAAUUAGGACCCUUUGGUCAGAUUCAAUAAAGCAAACAACAACUCUCUGUUUUGGGGGCAAAUUGAUCUUGACUUGGAGGAGAGGGUGCACAAUUGGAAACAACCUUGGAAGUGAAUGUGCUUUGAUUAAACGGCCAAAGGAAGAUACUUGAGUGCAACAAGUCCCUGGGGAAAAAAUUGCACCGUAACGGAGCUCGAAAAAAGGGAGGCUAUUUUUGGAACAGCGACAGUGACUAGUGCGGAGAUCGGGAGUUCUGGUGACUUCAAGUGGGAGGAAUUUUUCGGAAGGAAAAAUAAGGCGCGGAUAUUUAGUAAGGAAGUCACACCGGACACACCGCCGCACACGGCUUGGUGCCGUUUUUCCUUCACUGGUGGCUCACCCGGAACAAACCGGAUAGGACCGGAGCAAACCGGCGGCACAAACGAUGGCUAACCCACAGCUGCUGUGGGCGUUAGUCCUUCUCGGAAGCUGGACCCUGCUGCCGACCGAAGCAGCUGCCACGACUCGAUUCGAGUGCCAGGAGGAAGGUUUCGCCUCGGACCCCAACGACUGUAACGCCUUUUACCGAUGCGUUGAGGAAGACGGCAAGCUGACCGCGUACAAGUUCCGAUGUGGCCCCGGGACGGUUUACUCCGGCGUCGAGAGCGUCUGCGUCCAUCCGUACGAGUCGGAACGACCCGAGUGCGGCGGCGGAAACAACGAGAUCGACGGAAACCAAGACCAGGAGUACGCCCCGUCCGGGCCAAUGGCCGGAGAGGCGUCCAACAUGCACGAGAUGACCGAACACUUUAGCACUUCGGAGGCGACCAACGAGCAGCGACCAGCGGAACCGGAAACGCAACAACCCCAGGAACCCCAGCAGCCGGAACCUUCGGACAACGAGAACGACAUCAACGGUGGUGAAGAACAGGGCUACGAGUACCCGAAACCUGCGGAAUCGCAGGAAGGACAGCAACCCCAAAGCCCCGCCAGCUCUAGCGAAGACCCGAGCUUCCCGUGCGAGCAGGACGGCUUCGUCGGCGAUCCGGUCGACUGCCAGAUGUUCUACCGCUGCGUGUCGAACGGCAACGGCGGCUUCACCAAGUACCCGUUCCGCUGCGGAGACGGAACCGUGUGGGACGACCGGAUCGAUGCGUGUAACCACGACUACGCAGUCGAGCGGUGCACGCGCCGAGCGGAGAACGACUACGUCGUCAACACGGAAAGCUUCAGCCAGAGCAACAUGUCCGCCGAAGCGAACAUGACCUCGUCGAGCGGAUCGAUGACGGAGAAUGGGGUAACUACGAAUACGACAUCCUCGGAAGCCCACAUGAAUCAGCAGGGAAGCAACUACAUGAAUAUGACGACGUCGACGAGCGAUGGGCAGGGAGGGUCGUCGCAAUCGAGCAGUUCGAGCAGUAGCAGCAGCAGUUCGAGCAGUAGCUCAAGCAGUUCCAGCAGCAGUUCGUCGUCGAGCAGUGGUGGAAACAACCAGUGGAACAAUAACAAUCAGGGAUCGAAUGGCGGCAGUCAGGGAUCAAAUAACAACAAUCAGUGGAAUAACAACAAUCAGGGAUCGAAUGGCGGCAGUCAGGGAUCAAAUAACAACAACCAAUGGAACAAUAAUAACCAAGGAUCAAGUGGUAGCAAUCAAGGUUCAAGCAACAACAACCAAUGGAACAACAAUAAUCAAGGAUCGAACAGUAACAACCAGGGAUCCAACAACAACAAUCAAUGGAACAACAAUAAUCAAGGUUCGAGUGGUAGCAGCCAAGGUUCAAGCAACAACAACCAAUGGAAUAACCAAAACCAAGGACAGAGUAGCAGCAGCCAAGGUUCAAGCAAUAACAACCAAUGGAACAACCAGAAUCAAGGGCAAAGCAGCAGCAGUCAAGGAUCGAAUAAUAACAAUCAGUGGAACAACCAGAACCAAGGAUCGAGCAGUAACAAUCAGGGCAGUGGAUCCAACAACAACAAUCAGUGGAAUCAAAAUCAGAACAACCAAGGGCAAAACAACCAGAACCAAGGAAAUAAUAACAACUGGAACAACAAUAACAAUCAGGGACAGAAUAAUAACAACCAAAACAAUCAGAAUAACCAGAACAAUAACAACAACCAAGGACAAAACCAAAACAACAACAAUCAAUGGAACAAUAAUAAUCAGAACAAUCAAAAUAAUAACAACCAAGGACAGAACAACAAUCAGAAUAACCAAAAUAAUAACAAUCAAUGGAACAAUAACAAUCAAGGACAAAACAACAACAAUAAUCAGAAUAACCAAAAUAAUAACAAUCAAUGGAACAAUAACAAUCAAGGACAGAACAACAACAAUAAUCAGAAUAACCAAAAUAAUAACAAUCAAUGGAACAAUAACAAUCAAGGACAGAACAACAACAAUAAUCAGAAUAACCAGAAUAACCAAAACAAUCAGAAUAACCAAAAUAAUCAAAACAACCAGAAUAAUCAGAACAAUCAGAAUAACCAAAACAACCAACAGAACAAUAACAAUCAAGGACAGAACAAUAACAAUCAAGGACAGAACAAUAACAAUCAAGGACAGAACAAUAACAAUCAAUCAAACAACAAUAAUCAACAAGGAUCCAACAACAACAAUCAGAACCAAGGUUCCAAUAACAACCAAUCGAACAACAACAACCAGCAAGGAUCCAACAACAACCAAUCGAACAACAACAAUCAGAACCAAGGAUCUGACAAUAACAACAAUCAGUCAAAUAACAGCAACCAACAAGGAUCCAACAACAAUAAUCAAUCGAACAACAAUAAUAACCAAUCGAACAACAACAAUCAGAACCAAGGUUCCAACAACAACCAAUCGAACAACAACAAUCAGAACCAAGGAUCCGACAAUAAUAACAAUCAGUCAAACAACAACAAUCAACAAGGCCCCAACAACAACCAAAACCCAGAACCUGCCACCACCCAGGCUCCGGCAAUGGAAGCCUCUGCCACCGCCGCCCCUACCCAAGCAGCAGCCACGACUGCUCCCACUCAAGCCCCAGCCACAUCCGCUCCCACACAGGCACCAAGCACUGCUGCCCAAACACAAGCUCCCUCUACCGAAGCUCCCGUUGAACCAAGCAGCACCUCCGAACAGACCACAUCCGGUGAACAACCUGCUACUUCGGAAGCAUCCGUCACGCCUGCUCCGUCAUCGUCUUCGGAAGCUCCAGCAUCCACAACCACAACUACUACUGCUCCGCAGCCAACACCCACGGAGGAUAGCACCAAUCCCGACGUCAACGAGGUUCAAACGACGGCCGGAACUACGGCAGCGGCUUCUUCGUCCAGCUCGUCCAGCACUACCACGACAACCGGCAAACCUGCAGAGCAAACGACGACUACGGCCAAACCAGAUUCCUCCUCCUCGAGCGGCAGCUCGCCGGCUUGCACCAACGAUGGCUUCAUGGGAGAUCCCAACGACUGUCAGAAGUUCUACCGGUGCGUAUCGAACGGACAGGGCGGAUACACCAAGUACGAGUUCAAGUGUAGCGACAACACCGUGUGGGACGACAGCAUCUCGAACUGUAACCAUGCAUGGGCCGUGGAGAAUCCCACCUGCAAGCAGGGCCAGAGUCAGUCCGGAAAUGGGCCUAGCGAGCAGGGAUCUAGUGGGCCAAGCAACAAUAAUCAGGGACCUAACAAUAAUAACCAAGGACCUAAUGGACCCAAUAACAAUAAUCAAGGACCUAAUGGACCCAACAAUAACAAUCAAGGACCUGAUGGACCCAAUAACAACAAUCAAGGACCAAAUGGACCAAACAACAAUAACCAAGGACCCAAUGGACCGAACAACAAUAACCAAGGACCUAACGGUCCAAAUGGCCCAGAUGGCGGAAAUGGUCCUAAUGGUCCAGAUGGUUCUAACGGCUCUAAUGGUCCUAAUGGCCAAGACGGUGGAAAUGGUCCCAACGGUCCAAAUGGCCCCAACGGUCCAGAUGGCCCCAACGGUCCAGAUGGUCCCAAUGGCCCCAAUGGUCCUGAUGCGAACGGUCCAGAUGGCUCUAACGGUCCAGAUGGUCCCAACGGUCCAAACGGCCCAGGCGGUCCUAAUGGCCCCAACGGUCCAGAUGGUCCCAACGGUCCUGAUGGUCCCAACGGUCCAGAUGGUCCCAACGGUCCAGAUGGUCCCAACGGUCCAGAUGGUCCCAACGGUCCAGAUGGUCCCAACGGUUCAGAUGGUUCCAACGGCCCGGAAGGCGCACAAGGAAGUGGUUCCGGAUCUCCCGUCGAACAAGGCUCCUCCUCAUCCACUGUUCCACCGUGCCAGCAAACAACUACGACUAGUGCCCCAGCGGUUCCAGCCGGAAGCAACGGUGUCUGCGAACGUGAAGGUUUCAUGGAACAUGAAUCGAACUGCAAGAAGUUCUACCGCUGCGUCGACAACGGAAACGGAGGAUUCACUCGGUACGAGUUUACCUGCGGUGCUGGCACUGUUUGGGAUAACGACAUUCUUGCUUGCAACCAUCCGGACUCCGUUCAAAACUCCAAGUGUGGAUCUGGAGGACGUCCGGAAGGUGGUAGCCCACAGGGACCCGGAAACACCUACCUGCCACCGGAUCAAGCCAGCUCGACUGAACCAAUGCCAUCCAGUUCGGAAGCAUCUACUGAUGGUCCUACCACGAGCGGUAAUGUAGAAGGAAGCACAAAUGCUCAGGAAGUUACCACGCAAACGUCCGAAACCACCACUACGAACGCUGGUCAAGAGACUACGACUGGAUCGGGAGCUGAUACAACUGAAGCACCUAAAGAGGAAACCACGCAAGGUCAAGGAACUACAGCUAGCCAAACGGAGCAGACCACUACACCGCCAGGUCAGGAAACGACAUCAGCGUCAGGACAAGAAACCACCACAUCUUCAGGUCAAGAAACAACCACAUCUUCAGGUCAAGAAACCACCACAGCUUCAAGCCAAGAAACCACCACCGCUGGAAACCUCGAGACAACAACGGGAAGUCCAUCGGAACCAGCUGGAGAAAGUACAACGCAAGCAGGACAGACAACAGCUUCGGGAAGCGAAACAACAACAUCCGGUACCGAUGAACAAACCACCGAAACGCAACCCGCCACGACCCUGUCACCGGAAGGAUGCGAGUCCGAAGGGUUCAUGCCUCACGACAGUGACUGCAAAAAGUUCUACCGAUGCGUCGACAACGGCAAGGGAGGCUUCACGAAGCACGAGUUCACAUGCGCCGAUGGAACGGCAUGGGAUCAGAGCAUCCAGGCGUGUAACUAUGAGUACGAAGUUCCAAACUGCGGUGCCGAUCGCCCACCAGAGCCAGCCCCCGAACCGGACGCGCAGAGCACCACAUCUCCGGACUCGGAAAACCAAAUGACCACAACGACAGCGGCUUCGGAGACCACGCCAGCUAGUCAGGAAACGACAACUCAAGCUGGCCAGGAAACGACGACUCAAGCUGGUCAGGAAACGACAACUCAAGCUGGUCAGGAAACGACGACUCAAGCUGGUCAAGAAACGACUACUCAAGCUGGUCAGGAAACGACGACUCAAGCAGCUACGACGGCCGGUCAGGAAACAACGACUGGUGCGGCUGAAUCAACUACUCAAGCAGCCGCUGAGACGACAACUCAGGCGGCCACUACGACGGAAUCAGCUCAGGAAACGACUACGGUUGCGGGUACGACAUCCGCUGAAGAAAAGCAAGAAACGACCACUCAACCCGCUGAAGGAACUACCUCCGGACAAGAGACGACCACAGGAGCAUCUGGACAGGAGACAACUACCGCAUCGGGUCAGGAAACUACGACUGGAGCAGCAGGACAAGAGACAACUAUCGCGGCAGGCCAGGAAACAACCACUGGAGCAUCGGGUCAGGAAACGACUACUGGAGCAGCCGGACAAGAAACAACUACAACAGGUCAGGAAACUACAACCUCAGGACAGGAAACCACUACUGGAGGACAGGAACCCACCACGAACCAACCGUCGAGUGGUGAAUGUACCUCGGAAGGCUUCAUGGGCGAUCCAAAUGAUUGCAAGAAGUUCUACCGAUGCGUCGACAACGGCAAGGGUGGUUAUACCAAGUAUGACUUCACCUGCGGAGACGGUACCGCCUGGGACCAACAGCUCCAAACUUGUAACCACGAUAACGUAGUAGAAAUGUGCGGCGGUCAAACAGGAGAAACUAGCCCCGCCACAACCACCAGUAAUCCUACGACCGAUGGUACAGGUAUGGAGACGACAACCGAAAGAGCGGCACAGGAAACUACGACGGAAGCGGCCGGUCAGCAAACGACAACGGAGGAAAGUCAGGAAACGACAACGCAAGCUGGAGCCGAGACUACGACAUCGGCGGAAACGACGACGGCGCCGGGUGAAACCACAACGGGAGCAGCGGAAACCACUGUAGCCUCAGAGACAACAACGUCAGCUCAGGAAACCACCACAGCUGGGCAAGAAACGACAGCAGCGCCAAGCGAGACAACAACGGCAGCUCAGGAAACCACAACUGGUGUCUCAGAAACAACGAUGGCUGCCGCUGAAACAACGACAGCUGCUCAGGGAACGGAAGCAACUACGCAACCGGAAACUACUGCUCAACCAUCACAGGAAUCGACCACCCAACCAGGACAGGAAACUACCGAAGCCGGUGGGGAAGCAACAACACAACCUACCGACGCUGGAUCAUCAACGGAUGCUUCGACCGAUGCCAGUAUGGAGACGACAACCGCUGGACAGCCGGCGACGACGACACCCGGAAGCUGCCCCGAAGGAUGCCAGAGCAAUUGCCCGCAGGUCGGCGAAGGCCAGGCUAGCUUCGUGUGCCCGACGGGCUUCCGUCGGCAUCCGCAGGACUGCAACAUGUUCUACCAGUGUACGCAGAAGCCGAACAGCAUGGACUACAGCAUCGUGAUGUUCAGCUGUCCCAACGCGACCGUGUACAACGAGGAAGGAAUCCAGUGCAGCGAACCGGCAGCCGGCGAUGAGCAGUGCCAGUCGUCCAGCAUGCGGUUCCUGCGCAGCGCACUCGCACCUCAGGUUCAGCCGAUGCAACUUCGCUCAACGAAGCCACUCUGCCCGGCAGAGGGUCACUUCGCGUUGGACGACCAGAAGUGCAGCUCGACGUUCGUGCGCUGCCUGGCCGGCGAGGGACGCAGCAGUGACGUGCUGCAGCCCAACAUGUACCGCUGCCCGAAGGGUUACGUGUACUGGAACGUGAGCCGACGCUGCGAGCGGGUGGCCAAGGUGCCCGAGUGUCAAAACACCCCGAUGCAGGAGCGGUCAGAGAUACCGGUCGAGUGGAUCAACCUUGGCAACCGACGCAGAAGUUUGUUCUGAGCCGGAUAGGAAUACUCAGCGAACACUCAGAGCGAAUAGUCAGCGACAAACGUACACACAACGACCACGACAAGACAAGCCUAAAUGGCGUAACGUUUAAGUUAGUCAUAGCGUAACUUGAGUAAGGAUUAUUAGCGAUAGGACCUGUAACUAGGAAGCUGCCACCAACACAUAAACACGCAGAACUGAUUUCGACUCUCGAACGUGUAGACUUUUAGAAACAUUUCGCGGAAACACGAGAGUACAAGAGUGACGUAACGGAAAGCGACAUCGAUCUAGGUCUAGUCAGAAAGAUGUCACGCGAUUCAGGAGUAGGUCUACGCCAUAUUUUCAAGCAGCAUUUAGGAAAAUGACAAAAUCAAUUCGAAAAACCGCACAAACGAGUCAUUUUACGCAGUAGAUAUUUAUUUUACUCAGCCAACCAAGCAUGUAAAUAUUUUCCAACCUUCCGCAAAGGAGCGCGAAAAUAGCAUCAAAAGAUGAACAUUAUUUUUAAGCAAGUUUUAGCAAACUAUUCGCAUCCAGUUCGUGGGACGGAAGGCGGCAUCCGGAAGGUACCAGCAGCAGAAAACGAGCGGCCAUCGUCAACCAUUCCCGCAAAUGAGCCUCUCUUGCACCGGCAGUUCGUUGAGCAAAAGAGAGUUGUGUUUAUACAGUAUUGUUUACGGGAAUGGUGUCGCUGCCAACAGGAGAGUCCCACCACCGCCGCUGUUCAUGAACUAUUUGCGAAUGCCACACGAAUGAACGGAGCUGCCAGGUAGUGUAACUGUUAAGAAAGUUAGAGUAAAUAAAUGUAAUUUAUUGU
Messenger RNA from Culex quinquefasciatus (southern house mosquito), 8308 nucleotides. It is a transcript of the gene Mur89F, whose product is annotated as mucin-19. The record is from RefSeq and is a predicted model, not a curated record. The transcript is spliced from 5 exons. The coding region runs from base 631 to 7503 and encodes 2290 amino acids. Gene Ontology annotation, cellular component: extracellular region. Lineage: Eukaryota; Metazoa; Arthropoda; Insecta; Diptera; Culicidae. Gene Ontology annotation, molecular function: chitin binding.